This is a messenger RNA of Rhinichthys klamathensis goyatoka, 957 nucleotides long. RefSeq names its product charged multivesicular body protein 1A (gene chmp1a). Gene Ontology annotation, biological process: endosome transport via multivesicular body sorting pathway; protein transport; late endosome to vacuole transport. Bases 122 to 718 code for a protein of 198 amino acids. NCBI's taxonomy places the organism in Eukaryota, Metazoa, Chordata, Actinopteri, Cypriniformes, Leuciscidae. The transcript is spliced from 7 exons. Gene Ontology annotation, cellular component: ESCRT III complex; multivesicular body. The record is from RefSeq and is a predicted model, not a curated record.
GCUGCUCAGCUGAACCCGGAAGAGAGAGAGAGAGCUCGAGCGCAGACUCAUAAACAAACUCAUCGAGUGGAGAAACAUCUAAUAAUCCAUCAAUCUUUAUAAAAGCUCAGACAACAUCAACAUGGACGACACACUCUUCCAGCUGAAGUUCACCUCUAAACAGCUGGAGCGACUGGCGAAGAAGGCGGAGAAAGACUCGAAAACCGAGCAAGCCAAAGUCAAGAAGGCUCUCCAGCAGAAGAAUGUGGAGUGUGCGCGAGUGUACGCAGAGAACGCGAUCCGCAAGAAGAACGAGGGCCUGAACUGGCUGAGGAUGGCGUCUCGAGUCGAUGCCGUGGCCUCGAAGGUGCAGACCGCUGUGACCAUGAAGGGGGUGGCGAAGAACAUGUCUCAGGUCACUAAAGCGCUGGAUAAGGCUCUGAACUCCAUGGACCUGCAGAAGGUGUCGGCCGUCAUGGACAAGUUCGAGACGCAGGUCCAGAAUCUGGACGUACACACCUCGGUGAUGGAGGACUCGAUGAGCUCGGCCACCACCCUCUCCACCCCCCAGCAGCAGGUGGACGACCUGAUCCUGCAGGUGGCGGAGGAGAGCGGGCUGGAGGUGGAGGACCAGCUGAGUCAGCUUCCAGCCGGAGCCUCAGCGCUGGGGGAGACGUCUGUGCGCGCGCAGGAGCGGGAGGACCAGCUGUCCCGACGGUUGGCGGCUCUACGUAACUGACGGCGUUCACAGAUUCUGCUGGAGGACUUUAUCAAAGGCUGAUUUUUAUAACACACACACACACACACACACAUUGUAUGAUGAACAGGAGCACUGUCUCUCCUCCGGCUCUUCCUUCUCCUGUCUCUUCGGCAGCAACGGGCCUGUCCCCUCUCUCCUCUGGGUGACCCGGGCCUGUCCCCUCUCUCCUCUGGGUGACCCGGGCCUGUCCCCUCUCUCCUCUGGGUGACCUGGCUUUC